This is a messenger RNA of Colletotrichum spaethianum, 1113 nucleotides long. Its product is annotated as glycine-rich domain-containing protein 1. Bases 1 to 1113 code for a protein of 370 amino acids. NCBI's taxonomy places the organism in Eukaryota, Fungi, Ascomycota, Sordariomycetes, Glomerellales, Glomerellaceae. The transcript is spliced from 3 exons. The record is from RefSeq and is a predicted model, not a curated record.
AUGCCAGCCAUCCUUUCUAACCAGACCCCUUCAGUCGAGCUCCGACAAGCCUCCAAGCUGGACCUUGUAGCACAGCCGCAAACCACCACAUCCCGCGAGCUGCCCUCCACCGCAGAGUGCGCCGCUCAUCUCCAGCUCCUCGAGACCUUUGUGACCCUCCACGGCACCGUCCAGCUCCUCGCCGCUGAUGCAGGCCUCGCUCCCGAGCACGCGUGGGACCUGUACUGCAACCGCGCGGUCGCCCGCUUCGAGGAAUGGAGCACCAGCGCUCAGAGGCCGACUGAGCGGAUGCCCUCAGUCGACGUGCUCAUGGCAUGGCAUGCCCUGAUGCUGCACCCCAAGGCGUAUGCACGCUUCAUCGAGCUCGGCGGAAGGCUUGGCCUGGACGGGAUGAAAUGGUCUGAGAUCUCAAACUCAACAAUCCCCAACAUCGACCUCGACUCUCUCACCUCGGCCCACACGGGCGUCUUCACCCACCGCUCCGAGACCGGGACCCCCCUCUUCACCUACCCUCUGGCCGCCGCGAUCCAGCGCCAACUCUCCUUCUCCGUCAAGAUGGCCCGCCACGCCUGGCUCCGCAGCCCGGCCCUCGCAUCAACCCUCACCCAGUCCCAGACCAGGUACGCGCGCUUCUUUCAGCUCAUCGCCGCGCACCCGCGCACCGUCAUGGUGCCGACGCUCGACAUCGACCUCGUCUGGCACACCCACCAGCUGUCCCCCGCGCGGUACCUCGCCUACUCGAAGCGGACGACGGGCAAGCUCGUGGACCACGACGACGAGAUCGAGGACGAGAGGCUGGGCGAGCUGGCGGGCGACAUGCAGGGUCUCUGGGCGAGCGCGUUCGGCGAGAGCUACCACGCGUGUCUGUGCUGGACCUGCGAGGGCGGGCGCGCGGGCGUCGACGCGAGAGUUUUGGAGCAAAGAUUACGGGACGAGGAGACGGUCCGCGGCGUGCUGCCGCUGGCCGACCUCGCGUUCCCCAGGUGCGGCGACUGCGGCGAGCACCCGGAGAGCUGCUGUCCUCCGGUCGAGGGGGCUGCCGGGUGCGGGAGCGGGUGCGGCGGCGGUUGUGGAGGAGAGGGCGGCUGCGGCAGCUGUGGUGCUAUGCGGUGA